Messenger RNA from Penicillium waksmanii, 2538 nucleotides. RefSeq names its product putative NF-X1 finger transcription factor. Gene Ontology annotation, cellular component: nucleus. Gene Ontology annotation, biological process: negative regulation of transcription by RNA polymerase II. Gene Ontology annotation, molecular function: RNA polymerase II transcription regulatory region sequence-specific DNA binding; zinc ion binding; DNA-binding transcription factor activity, RNA polymerase II-specific. Bases 1 to 2538 code for a protein of 845 amino acids. NCBI's taxonomy places the organism in Eukaryota, Fungi, Ascomycota, Eurotiomycetes, Eurotiales, Aspergillaceae. The record is from RefSeq and is a predicted model, not a curated record. The transcript is spliced from 2 exons.
AUGUCCAGCUCCACAGCAGCUCCGACUGUACCAUCGGACCCAUCAGCCCCAUCAUCCACUCGUCCAAGACAUCGACGCCGUGGGAAGGGCCCCGCAAACCGUCAAGGCCAAUCCAAUCCCACAGCCCAAUCGACCAACGACCAGCCUCCUCCAGAGCAGCAGGGACAGCCACGUGGAACUGUGCCCACUGAUCCAUCAGCUGGACCGCCUCGUUCACGGAAAGGGCAAAAAGAAGGCAGAGGAUCUGGAAGUCGCAGAGGCCGUGGUAAUGGACCUCGACCAAGCGGGCAAGCACAAAAUGGCGAACCUUCGGACCAAACAUCACAAAGGCAGUCUCGGGGAAUGAGAGCAAGAGGAUUUGGGGCCCGACUGACCAAAGCGGACGAUGCGCAGGACGGAACAGACCCUCAAGCCCCCGCAGACCCAGAUGCAAAUCUCCGUGCCGACGCGCCGGCUUUUGUACCCGGUGUGCCUGCAUCUGCCCCGCCGCCUUCUGCAGCUUCGGGAUCGACCAACAAAGGAAAAGGGAAGCAGAAGCCCAAAUUACCUCAAAAGCCACCCAAGGUCACGACGAAAUCUGUUGCCGACGACAUAGCCACCCGUAUCCACGAAGAUAUCGCCCACAACCUUUACGAAUGUCCUAUAUGCACAAGUGAGCUUGGAAGAAGAUCCAAAGUUUGGUCUUGUGAACUUUGUUGGACUGUGUUUCACUUGAGUUGUAUCAAAAAAUGGUCUACCAACGAAGGAUCCGCCGCCGCGCGACAGCCACAAAACGCAGAAGGGGCUGUUACCCCCAAGGCGUGGCGUUGUCCUGGCUGCAAUUUGUCACAUGAGCACUUCCCUUCCACAUAUACGUGUUGGUGCGAGAAGGAAUCCGAUCCUCGACCUUUAGCCGGUUUGCCUCCACACUCUUGUGGCCAGACUUGCUCUCGCGCUCGGAAGGGUUGCCCCCAUCCAUGCGAUGCAACCUGUCAUGCGGGCCCUUGUGCUCCCUGCACUUCAAUGGGACCAACUCAAGAUUGCUUUUGUGGUCGUAAUUCAUCGACAAAGCGAUGCCAGGAUACCGAUUAUCAGAAUGGCUGGAGCUGCGGGGAAAUAUGCGGCGACCUUCUACCAUGCGGAGAACACACAUGUCCUCUUCCCUGUCAUGAGGGCUUAUGUGGUGCAUGUGAGGUCAAGAUCGACGCGCAUUGUUAUUGCGGAAAGGUGCACACAGAGAUGCUGUGUAGCUCCAAGGAUGAGGAACUGGAUAGCGAGAAGAUCAAGGACGAUGGAUCUAACGAGGAAUGGAUCGGUUGUUUCAGCUGCCCUGACACUUGCAACCGCCCCUUCGAUUGCGGCGUACAUUUCUGCCAGAAGGACUGUCACCCUCAAGACUCUCUCCCCGAACACUGCCCUCGCUCGCCUGAUGCAGUUUCUCGUUGCCCUUGUGGUAAAACACCAUUGACAGAAGUCCCGGGAUAUACCCCGCGGUCAUCGUGUGAGGACCCCAUCUCCAAUUGCUUCGAGCCUUGUGGUAAGAUGCUGCGAUGUGGCCAUUCUUGCGAUCAGAUCUGCCACACCGGGCCUUGCGGCACAUGUACUCGUCGUGUUCCUAUCUCAUGUCAAUGUGGUCGCAACACUUCCAUGAGUAUUUGUCACCAGGGUGAUAUGAAUGCACCCCAGUGCUUCCGUCAGUGCAAGGCGGGUCUGCACUGCGGACGUCAUACUUACAUUCGAGUCAGCCUUGCACUCCCUGGCAACAGAUACAUCGAAUCGAUCUAUCCGCUUCCAGCCUGCAAAGUCCACUCUCCGAGCAUUCGCGCACUCCUCGCCACAGACUGGGGAUUUGUAACAGAAAGUCAUGAUCCGGAGCCGCACCGCCACGUCUUCGUUUUGAAACCUUUGACAUGGACACCACCUGUCUUCGGACUAGGCACCGAGACCACCAUUGGAAUUGGCGGCAUGAGCGUACGCGAGUGCGUUAAACUCCGCGAACGAGAACGGAACAAGGAGCGCGAAGCACAACGUGUUGCCGCUCUAGAGUCCAAGGCCGCCCGUGACGCCGCCAAAGCACAGGCCGGCGGUAGCAGCUCGGACGGAUGGGCACAGGUUGCCUCUCGGGUUAAGAGACCGGGAGAGGGUAGCAACACUAGUACUAGGAGUACCACGCCUCUUCAGAGCUCUUAUGCAAAUUCGUUCAGGAACCGUUCUAUGUUUGCUGCGCUUGCUGGUCACGUCGAUACAGCCGGUUCCGGGUCUAAGAAGGAGAAGCUUGUUCUUCGGUCUGGUGUUGGCGUUGGCAAGUCAUUGCGUACACAGCCUCCUGCUGAGGUGGUUGAUAGUUGGGAAGAGGCCGAAGAGAAGGAAGAAGAGGUUGAACGGAAGCAGGAGCAAGCUGAAGCUCCUCUAGAGGCGCAGGGACAACAGGGGGAGGAACAGUCACAGGAACAGCCACAGGAACAGCCGCAGGAACAGAAAGAAGGAAGGCAGGAAGAUCUGGUGAACGAUGCGGAGUCUCAGGAAAUCAUCACGUCGGAAGUCGAGGCGAAAGAGUAG